Closterium sp. Yama58-4 is the source of this 1179-nucleotide messenger RNA. The record is from the annotation of a GenBank genome assembly. NCBI's taxonomy places the organism in Eukaryota, Viridiplantae, Streptophyta, Zygnematophyceae, Desmidiales, Closteriaceae.
AUGGUUCAAAUUCCAUUCCUUCAAGAAGUCUUCACCGUUCUGAAAAGUUUUGGUCACUCUAUUGCUGGUGACAUCGAUGGAGCAAUCAAGUGUUGGGACGAUUACGCCAAGAGCAGCAUCAUUGGUUCUGGCUGCGUCGCUCUCCACCACGCGAUCCACGGAAACCAUGAGACUGCCAAGGAAUACGCCAAGUGCAUGGGCAGGUCGACGGGUGCUGCCCUAACGGGAGGCGGGUUACUCAGUGACAUUCCCGUCUUUCAGGAGCUAUCCUACGCGGGCAAGUCCCUGGGUGACUGCAUCGCUGGCGAACCUGAUCAGGCGGAAGGAAGAUGGAGCAAGGAGUAUGUGGAGAACAGCUGCAUUGGCUCGGGAAUCCAAGCUGCUAUUGAAGACGGUAAGGGCAACUAUGAUCGAGGAAACCAUCUGAGAGCUCGUUGUGGCAAGUCUUGGGCCAAAGCUGGAGUCUGCUCGUUUGGUGCGGCUAUCGUGGUUGCUUCUGGCGGUGUGCUCGCUCCCCUUGGAGCUGGCACUGCCACAGUUGUCGGAACUGUCGUUGGAGCUGGAACAGGAAUGGCGGAAAGUGCUGCUAAUUCUGCCAUUGAAGGCCAGUCUUGCUCUGCGGGAGAAAUUGUCGGUUCUGGACUUAUUGGUGGGAUAGGCGGAGCAGCUGCUGGUCAUGCAAUCGCCAGGACAGCAGAGUUGAAGGCUGCUCAAACUCGUGUUUAUCGAACUCUGCCCGAGAAGGUCGCUGACCGGGCUGUGGCGAAUCAAAGGUUCCCACCCGGCCACAAACAAGGAAAUAAGCCAACCGGCGAAACUUGCUUUUCGGAAAGCACAUCCCAUCAGCGACCCUAUGCGAAGCAGAAGCGGCUGGAGGACGCUGGACGACCUGCUGGGGAAAAGCUAGAGUUCAAGACCUUGCAGGCAAAGGUUGACCGAGAAAAGUUUCAAGCCAUGAAAGACAACGCAGUUGGCCAGAAAGGAUCCGUGCUGAAGGAGGAGGAGGAGGAGGAGGAGGAGGAGGAGGAGGAGGAGGAGGAGGAGGAGGAGGAGGAGGAGGAGGAGGAGGAGGAGGAGGAGGAGGAGGAGGAGGAGGAGGAGGGGGAGGAGGAGGAGGAGGAGGAGGAGGAGGAGGAGGAGGAGGAGGAGGAGGAGGAGGAGGAGGAGGAGGAGGAGUAG